Molecule: messenger RNA, 588 nt
Organism: Spirometra erinaceieuropaei
Lineage: Eukaryota; Metazoa; Platyhelminthes; Cestoda; Diphyllobothriidea; Diphyllobothriidae
Source: the annotation of a GenBank genome assembly
AUGCAGAAAUUCGGCUGUCCCGAACGAUUCACUCAGCUGGAGCGUUGGCUCUACGAUGGCAUGAUGCCGCGGGUCACGGACAGUGGACAUGUCUCAGAAGCAUUUGCAGUGACCACCAGAGUGAAGCAGGGCUGCGUCCUCGCGUCUAUCCUCUUCAUUCUCAUGUUCUCUGUCAUGCUGAUGAACGUCCACCGUGACGAACGCCCCGGAAUCCGCGUCGCCUACAGGACGGACGGCCGCCUCGUCAAUCAGUGGCGGACGCACUUCCAGUCGCGUGUAUCCGCAGCCUCCUUCCAUGAACUCCACUUCGUCGUCGACUGCGCCCUCAAUGCCACCUCGGAAGGGGACGUGCAAAGGAGCAUGGACAUCUUCGCCAUCGCCUGCGACAACUUCGACCUGGCUAUCAACACGGAGAAGACGGUGUUUCUGCAUCAGUCGCCACCCGACGCUGCCUGCGUCCCACCCCAAAUCAACGUGAACGACGUCCAAAUGCAAGCCGUGGACAACUUCACUUAUGUGAGCAGCACCCUCUCCCGCAACACCAAAAUCGACGAUGAUGUGGCCCACCGGAUUUUCAAGGCCAGCUAA